Priapulus caudatus is the source of this 1841-nucleotide messenger RNA. RefSeq names its product peptide methionine sulfoxide reductase-like. The transcript has 4 exons. NCBI's taxonomy places the organism in Eukaryota, Metazoa, Priapulida, Priapulimorpha, Priapulimorphida, Priapulidae. The record is from RefSeq and is a predicted model, not a curated record. The coding region runs from base 553 to 954 and encodes 133 amino acids. Gene Ontology annotation, molecular function: peptide-methionine (S)-S-oxide reductase activity.
AAUGAUGUAUCCGUUAUGUAUCCAAGGAUGUAUAUCCUUGCGUUCACCUGUCAUCUCCGGUUGAAUCAUCGGUUCUGAAAAUAGAGGAAUUUCAUUGACGUAUUUCGGACAAGUGACAUCAAUGACCGCAUCAUAAUAUCGUUGGUGACGUCUCAGGCAUGCAGGAUGGACAGGAUUUUGUUGUGCAAUUUCCGUUGCAUUCUGAUUGCCUAUAAAACGCCACGGUCAAUCUUGGUAAGGCAUUCAACUUACGGAAUGGCUAUGCAUCUUUCUUCUGCGUUAAAACGCUUCACUAUGGUUACAACUAGCAAGGAAACUGAAGCAGAUGCCAAAAUGAAAGAAUCGCCACUACAAGAAGGACUGCAACGGGCAACAUUUGGGCUUGGAUGAUUCUGGGGCCCCGAGGCACAGUUUGGUUGUGUCUCGGGAGUCAGAUACACCAGAGUUGGCUACACUGGCGGCAGCACCAAAAACCCCACAUAUCAUAGCAUUGGUGACCAGACUGAAGCCAUCGAGGUUGUAUUUGAUUCGAAUCUGUGCUCCUACGAGGAUAUGCUGAAGGUGUUCUGGCAGUUAGCGCGUCCACACCAUAACUUCAGCCGACAGUACAUGUCGGGCAUCUGGUACCACAACGAGGCACAAAAGAGGGCUGCAAAGGCGAGCCUGACUAUGCAGCAGAAAAGCAGUGCAAGACCAAUCGUCCUCGGCAUUCACUCUGCUGGGAAAUUCUACCAGGCAGAGCAUUAUCAUCAGAAGUUCCUGCUGAAGAGACACCGCUCGCUGGUUGAGCUGCUAGCAAUGCACGAGGAAGAGCUGGUCACUUCACCGAUCGCAACACGCCUUACAGGCUAUGUACACGGCUUCGGCAAUAGGGGCACUUUCAUGAAUGAAGCUAAGAUGAUGAAUCUUUCAGAGGAUAUAAAAGAUUACAUCUUAGAAGAAAGAGGGUGGUAGUAUCAAGAGUAAGAUAUUAACCCAUUUCUUAAUUAUUUGGGUUAUUAUCUUACUCUUGGUAGUAUCAAGACGAGGCUUAAUGGAAGUACGGUGGCAUCCUUAUGUUUGUCAGUGAUGCUUUGCAUUUCAUGAAUUUCUCGAAAUUUCAUGCAUUUUCUCACCAUUGUGUACUGCAAUUUACUCGCUUUUAACACGAAAUUACCUUUACAACAUAGACUUCCUUUGUAAAUCUCCUCUGCACAAUGCACAGAGAUUACUUUGUGUUAUGUAAAUAAGGGUGGAUUUAGAAUUGUAGGUGAAUUCAAAAUACUCACCAACAAAAGAAAAUCUCAGCCCUGAUAUGAAUGAGGCUAAACUGCAGAAUGUUUAAAAAAAUGUUGUUAGAAAAGUCUAUUGUAUAUUGAAUAGUUUUUAUGGGGAGUUUACCUGAUUUCUCUGUAACAUAAUUGCUAGAACAAUUUGACAAUUGAGCAUUUAUUAGUUGAAUUUCUUAGAAACUGUUGACAAUGAAUGUUAUAUAGUGAUUAUUUUAUCUUAGAGAAUCACGCAUGUGUUGUAGAAUUUGGUAGCGUAAACUUAGUUAUACAAUCACCGCGUAAAUCGUGCUCUGACACUGACGUGGGGUUUGUGUCAGAGAAUGUGACAUGACAGCACAUCCUGUCCAGUGCUUCCUACCUACUUAUGACGUCUGCAGGAUAAAUCUCAUGCUAAUCUUGCAGGCCGAUGUCCCCCAGGUGGCAUGCACCACCGGACAUGGAUGUGCGUCCGGAUAUUGAAUACUGGAGGUCAAGCUGCUAUGCAAAUGUGAUUCAAAGUUGUUGUAUAUUAUGUAUAUAUAUUUAUGAACCUGUUAUCAAAUAAAUGCACAAGUCGAGUGAUUCGGUAUA